Aspergillus tanneri is the source of this 1482-nucleotide messenger RNA. RefSeq names its product FAD-dependent oxidoreductase. Gene Ontology annotation, molecular function: FAD binding; oxidoreductase activity. The record is from RefSeq and is a predicted model, not a curated record. Lineage: Eukaryota; Fungi; Ascomycota; Eurotiomycetes; Eurotiales; Aspergillaceae. The transcript is spliced from 2 exons. The coding region runs from base 1 to 1482 and encodes 493 amino acids.
AUGGGAGCAGUCAGUCGUCGAGAUUUUUCGAUUCUUUUCGAAAAACUACCAAAAGCUUCGAUCCUUCUGCGUGAUUCAUGGGCCUACGAGGAGGCUGUGUUUGUUGGGAAUCUUCUUUACCGCAUGAAAAGCCCUGCCGCUGUAGUCCAAGCAAUAAAUGAGGAAGAUGUUCGAGUAACAGUGGAGUUUGCGAAGGCACAUAACUUGCCGCUGUCUGUGAAAAGCGGAGGGCAUUCAAACGCUGCUUACUGUCUGAACCAGGAUGGCAUCGUUCUAGACAUGCGGUCCAUGAACAAGGUCAAGGUUGACAAGGAUGCUAUGGAGAUUACGAUAGGGGGCGGGGCACAGUGGAAACACGUCUACCAUGAGUUAUAUAACAAGGAUCCGAGUCUCAUCGUGGUCGGCGGCCAAUGUCCAACUGUAGGAGCCAGCGCAUUUACCAUGGGCGGUGGUCUCAGCCCUUUCUCUCGCUGUUAUGGACUGGGUAUUGAUAAUCUAGUGGAGGUGACACUUAUCACGGCGAACGGGGUGUCAGUGACCGUCACGAAUAAUGAAGAUAACCCUGACAAAUCCAAACUAUUUUGGGCCCUUCGCGGUGGUGGGGGUGGUAAUUUCGGCAUUGUAACCAAGCUCAAAACCAAACUGCAUCACCUACGAGAACCCGACGGCACUGUAGUGUGUGGAAAUCUUAGCUGGGAGAUUCCGGUGGAAGAGGAGUCUUUUAAUAAAAUGAUGGAUGUCUGGAAUAAAGGUCAUUGGCCGGAAGAAGUAUGUGCCGAUGCUGUUUGGCGCUACAAACAGAACCAGCUUUAUGCGGAAAUGACUAUCAUUUACAAUGGCCGGAAGGAAGCAUGCGAUAGAGACCUUGCUCCAAUACUGAAGUAUGUUGAAAACAAAAACAACACCUUGAAACCAAUGAAAUGGUGGAAUUGGGUAGUCGAGGAUAUAGCGUUUAGUGUGCGAUCAAAACUAUAUCAUCACCACGCGUCAUUCAUUUUCCCGGAACAUGGGAUCACGUCUGAUGUGACCAGUCUCAUGACGAAAUGGAUGCAGCGCGUGAGAAAUUAUGAGCCAAAUCACGAAAAAUGCACUAGCCACAUUCUCUGGGAUCAUAUUGGCGGCGCCACGACCAAUUUCGAAACAGGAGCGACAGCGUUCCCUUGGAGGGAUGGAGCCUAUGUCUGCUCAGGGAAAGCAGGGUACAUCAAUUAUAUUGACAAUAAGCUGGAAAACUGGCAAGAGGCAUAUUACGGCGCAAAUUAUCAAAAGCUCCGGUGCAUCAAGUCCCACUGGGAUCCAACUAAUUUCUUCCACUUUGACCAAAGCAUCGAGCCUGUGGAUUAUUGCCACUCUCAGCCUGACUGGGAGUCGUGGGAGAAGUAUGCCGUGCCGACACCGACCCUACUCGGUGAUGCCGAGGCAGCGGACGACAUUUAUGCGGCGAAUGCACGUAUUCGGUCCGAUAUGCUGAGCCACCAAUAA